ACCGCCAUCUUGUGGAUAUCUACUGAUCUUACAUGCAUGAGUGGAAAAAGCCCACCGUACGCUAGAUGGUGCCGUAACACAAAGUAACCCGGUCUGGCUCGUAUGGUUGUGUCAUCUAGACGUUAUAUAGCCUGGUAUAUAAGUGAACCCCAGCUACCCCAGCAAAUAGCUACCCUUUAGCGCGGACCAAAGUUAUCCCGGAAUAAGGACAGCACGCAUGUGCCGUCAACCCGGAUGUAGAUGUUUUGGACGCGGCCGUAUAGUCUAGCUAAGUUAUGACCAAUUCGCUCCCAAAAAAUAUGAAGUAAAUACCUUAGUAGCCUACCGGCUGGAAACAGCGUUAGCAUUUCGAGCCGGUAGAAACCGGGCUGACCCACCGUGACAUGAAUGAACCCACGUGAGGGUCACGUAAGAGUGACAGCCCCAACACAACCUGCUCCCGAUAGAGCUGCACUCUGUACUAACCGGAUCACGAGCGGAAAGCGUCCUGUGACUUAAGAGGAUGGACUUCCGCGGCAGGAGGCAUGAGCGGGGAAGCAACUGGACCGACCCGGAGAUAGUGGAGCUGCUCCAGCUGUGGUCCGACGAGUCGGUCCAGAUGGAGUUGGAGAGCUCAUUGCGCAACCAGCGUGUAUUUGACCGCAUAGCCCACAUUUUGCGGGAGAAGGGCAUCUACCGCACCGGGGACCAGUGCCGGGAGAAGAUCAAAAAGAUGAAGCUGGAGUACCGCCGCAUUAAGGACAACCACAAGAUGAGGUCGUGGAAGUUCUACGAUGUGAUGGACCGGGUGCUGGCCAACCGACCCGCUGUCACCUACUCCUCCAUGGGUGGAGCUGUCAUAGCCCAACAGGUGUUUCAGAGCCAGGGUGGGCCUGUGGCAUACCUGCAAGGACCUCCAGCAGGCGCCUUUGGCCCCACCUCCUCAGGUGGGUUCCUGUUUGGUCAGCCUCCGGAAGCUGGGGAUCCACUGGCCAUUAAGUGUGAAGAUGUUGAGGAAAGCAUGCUGAAUAGUGACGACCCUCCCCCCGAGAUGUACUACGGAUCUGGAGAUGACCAGGAGACUGACGGGCAGUCUCUCCUGGGGCCCGAGGACUCUCUGGGUCGAGGAGACGUCUCGACAAAUGCGAGAAUCUCACCUUCAGGUUUCAGUGACCUGAACAUUGGUGGAUCUGCCGCAGACGCCGUCCCCGCGCCGCCGAGUAAGCAGGCUACUGGUCCCCCGACGUCUGUUAGACAGAGGAAGCGACGCCUGGGUGGCAAAACCCCUCGGGGCCACGGGGCCGCCAGGUGCGGCAGUCAAAAGAGCCUGGACAGAGCCAUGGCCAGCUUCCUGAAGUGGCAGCAGUCGGCGGAGGAGCGCCUCCUCUCCCUGGAGGAGGCGCGGCUGGAGAGGGAGCUGCAGGCCGAGGAGCGCAGGGAACAGCGGGAGGAGAAGAGGGCGGAGGAGGAGCGCCAGCACGAACUGCGCCUGUUCAGCAUGCUCACGCGGGCACUGGCCGCCGUGAAGCAGGGCGCCGCGGCGGCGACGCCGACCGAGCCGUCCCUCUCGUCCCCGGCUCACCCGCCGGCCCCCCCGCCGGUGACCAGAGCCGCCGCCGCCGCCGCCGCCCCCCCCUCUGUCACGUCGUCGCUGCCUCAGCCCCCCUCGGAGGCUCUCGCCACACGGGCGGGUCCCCGUCAGAAGCCAACCGCGCCUACACCCGUGAAGGCCUGCGAAGUGUCCCCGCACGUUUUGGCAACUCCGAGAGCCACGUCGCCCGUCGGCCACAGCGUGUACCUGUCCGACCGCGGCAACAGCAUCCGGCAGACCCACGGCAUUCUCCAGGAGAGCUUUGCCCAGUAUGCAAUGGACAAAUACCACACCACGGAGAACCCCCACGGUAUAAUCAACAUGGGUACCAGUGAGAACAAGCUCUGCUAUGAUCUUCUCUAUAAACGGCUCACCAAGCCGGACAUGCUCCACAUUGGCUCAGCCUUGCUGCAGUAUUCCGACUGGCGGGGACACACGUUUCUGAGAGAGGAGGUUGCAAAGUUCCUGACUCACUACUGCUGUUCUCCAAAACCACUGAAAGCCGAUAACGUUGUGGUGAUGAAUGGCUGCAGUUCCCUCUUCUCAUGUAUUGCUGCAGUAAUUUGUGACCCUAAAGAUGCCAUUCUCAUUCCCACUCCUUUCUACGGCGUCAUCACUGAGGAUCUACAUUUGUACAGUGAUGUCAAUCUCUUCCAUGUUCCUCUUAACUGUGAGGCCGACGGGAAAGGCGGGCAGCCCUUCCACCUUACUGUGAGCAAACUCGAGGAAGGACUCGAAAGGGCUAAACAAAAGGGGUUGACUAUCCGAGCGGUUAUACUGAUGAACCCCCACAACCCUCUGGCUGAGAUCUACACUCCCGAAGAGAUGAUUGCCUUCUUGGAGUUUGCCAAAAGAAAUGAGCUCCACUCCAUCAUUGAUGAAAUUUACAUGCUGACGGUCUUUGAAGAACCUGUUGCCUUUCACAGUGUCCUCCGGAUAGACAGUUUGCCCGACGCACAGAGGACACACGUCAUGUGGGGUCUGAGCAAGGACUUUGCAAUGGCUGGAACCAGACUAGGCACUCUGUAUACUGAGAACACAGACCUUGUGGAGGCUAUGGCCAAGCUGGGCGCUUUCCACGGUAUCUCUGGUACAACCCAGCACCAGGUGGCACAACUGCUCCAGGACAGAGAGUGGAUCAGCGACGAGUUUUUGCCCAAGAACCGAUGCAGACUGAAAGCUGCUCACACUUACCUGACUGGAGAGCUGCUGAGUAUGAGAAUCCCCUACCUGCACAGAGCUGCUUCACUGUUUGUCUGGGCCGACUUCCGCGAGUACCUCAGAGAGUCCACGUUUGAGGAGGAGUUGGCCCUGUGGAGGCGUUUCCUCAGACACAAGGUGGUGUUGAGUUGCGGUCAGGCCUUCUUCUGCCCCACGCCCGGCUGGUUCCGUAUCGUCUUCGCGGACCAACAGCACCACCUUCAGCUCGGCUUGAAGCGAAUUAGGAAGGCCUUGCGAGAAAUGGAAGAGGAAAGCGGCAGCCCUUAUUCGCCCGUCAAAGAAGCCGCUGAGAACGGCAGCAGAUCUGUGAAAGAGGACAGUGCCGAUUCAGACAAUGCUGCGGUUGUCAAUUCAACAUCAUCACCUCAGAGCAAGUCAUCAGACCAAGAGAAGGAGAAGGACAGCCCUGUCCCUGACACCGGCUCGCUGGCCGCUGACGAGUUUGUGUUGCUGGACUGCCAAGCAUCCAAGCCGGCAGAGAGCCUGGCCUCUCUGAUCGGCACGCUCAGCCACCAGAUCAAUGCCUCCGAUUGGCUGGAGAAAAACACUCCGGAGCUGUCUGCUGGGGAGGACCCAGAGAUUCUCGAUGUGUUCAAGGCCCUGCUCCAAAGAGCCGGGAAGUAAGCUUAGGAUAAAACUGGCACCAAUGCAGCUGCCAAAUUUCAAGAGUCGGCCCCUAUAGCGUCUUUUUUUUGUCCCUGCUUUUACGGGCGAAGCUUGAAGCAAACCCAAAGACGCACAGUCAAAGUUUGGCAGAUUUUUAGAGAGUAUAAAACAUUACCUAAGAGCAGCGUAAAAAGGAGGCCAGUGUGGAAGGAAACGACAAAGUGCUUCUCUACCUGCAUCUCAAGGCCUUAUUCUCCAUCCGCAAAGGGACACGGCUUUGUUUAUUUUGUAAUCCAUCUUGCUAAAAUGUAAUCCAGCUUGCUAAAAUGUAUGUUUAUUUACUGCAUGCUAUGUGAAUGCCAAAUUUAAAUCAAUCAAAAUCAGUUGGGCUGUAUCCUUUUUAAUUGUUACCUUAAAAAUACAUGCACUCUAUUAUUUGUUUAGAUGCACUUUAUUUUAUCAGAAGGUAUUGUACUUUCUGUCAUCGUGUAAUGAUCUGUGAAUAAAUAUUAUUCUUUA
This is a messenger RNA of Pungitius pungitius (ninespine stickleback), 3916 nucleotides long. RefSeq names its product 1-aminocyclopropane-1-carboxylate synthase homolog (Arabidopsis)(non-functional) (gene accs). Gene Ontology annotation, molecular function: pyridoxal phosphate binding; transaminase activity. The coding region runs from base 503 to 3415 and encodes 970 amino acids. Gene Ontology annotation, biological process: amino acid metabolic process; biosynthetic process. The transcript has 16 exons. NCBI's taxonomy places the organism in Eukaryota, Metazoa, Chordata, Actinopteri, Perciformes, Gasterosteidae. The record is from RefSeq and is a predicted model, not a curated record.